UUACAAAAGAUUACCAAACGUUUCUGUUUAAAAUUGGAUGAUUUUAAUGGUCAAGUCUAGUUGAUUGCGAAACACUUCCUCUGGCGAUCAAAGAUGCGGCUCAUAAUGCUAUGUUUGCUGUUUAUCAACCCAGGUUAUUCGCACUACUACAGAAACUACAGCGACCAAGCUAAUUGCCGUAUACCACUUGGGAUGGCGAGUGGAGCGAUAAAGAACGAACAGAUCACAGCAUCAUCAGUUUAUAAUGAAGAAUUCUCAAAAUUUGGAGCACAUCGGGCUCGACUCAAUUUAACGAGAGGUUACAGAGCCGACCGAAAACAAAGCGGCGGUUGGAUUAAAGUGGAGUUAGAGAAGCAAAUGGUGAUAACUGGAAUUGCUACUCAAGGAUACGGCGAUCCUCGAGUUCCCGAAUGGACCGAACAGUACAUGGUCAUGUAUUCAAACGGCGGAGAUUAUCUGUACUUUCAAAACCUGGAAGGUGACUUAAAAACUUUUACUGGCAACAAGGAUAGCAAUAGCAUUAGACGAAACGAGUUUCCACUUCCUCAAAUUGCAACGUCCAUCAUGCUUAUGGAGUCUGGAGUGCAUGAAAACUUUGCAAUCAGGAUGGAAUUAUAUGGCUGUGAACCUGGUUAUUAUUUCGUGGUUUGGCUUAUGCUUGGAGAUUUUAGCUUUUCAACAACCUAUCUUGAUAAGCAAGAGGUGGAAUACCAAGCUACAUCAGACGGCGUCGUGGACGAGGUGGUACUUGCUCUGAAAGGAACUCCUGGUUUCUUGUUUGCUAGUCUGCUACAGUUUAGCCCACAGGCGUUCGGUGCCGAGAUAAAGCUCAGAGCAGAGUUGAACAUCAAAUGUAUUGAAGCCAGCGUGCACGGUAUAACAGCUGCUCUGACAAGCUUCAUGCAAAUGCACCCAGGGCUGUUCGACACGCAUUACAUCAAACUGCAGUACCCUUUGGAUUAUAACUGUCGACCGCCUGACGUACAUAUUCAUCUUAACAAAACGUACAGAAAGGCAGCAAGGAUAACAGCGGUUGAUAUGUUUGUAAUCAUUGGAGAAGUUACUACUCACUGCAACUCUUCCUCUUCUUUGUUGCUUCUGUCAUGGGAAAGGAGCAAGGUGAAUAAAGAAAGCGGAGCAUUCGCUGUGGGUCCAUCCUUGGAUAAAUUUAGAGGCUCUAAGAACCUUACUAUCGAACCAAGGACGCUAUCUCCUGGCUUAUACUACUUUAGACUAGUAGCUGAAAUGACUAAGGAGGAAGGUGCUAUUGAUUCUGAUUUUGGUUUUCUAGAAGUGGUGUUACCAGACAUUGUUGCUAAGAUUCGUGGGAAGAACAAAGUAGUUAAGGGCACAGGCAAAAUUAUUCUAGACGCAUCAGAUUCUUAUGACCCUUAUGAAAUGGAUCUGAAAGACCAGGGAUUGGUCUUUACAUGGCUCUGUCGAAGGGAGGAAGAAGAUUUCUCGAACAUUCAGUUACUUCCAAUCGACCAAUCUAAUGGAAGGGAUAAGGUCCUUGGAGGAUGCUUUGGAUAUGGUGUCGGAGAGUUGAAUACAACAGAACCUACGAUCGAGAUCGAUGUCAGUGGAAUGAUUUCGCAGAGUAGUUAUGUUUUCAAGGUUAUUGUUCAGAAAAAUAACAGGAGUUCCUCUGCCAAUCACACUCUAUUGAUAGAGUCGUCCAUUUCCUUUGCUAUCAGGUGUAAAACCAAUUGUGGUGAUAGAGUCACCGCCAGUAAGCGAAUGGUGAUCGAGUCCACAUGCACAGGGCUCUCCUGCAAAACAAUCAAGUCGUAUAACUGGACACUUUACAUGAUCGACCCUUGGAGUGUUAAUGAAACGUGGGUAGAAGAAAAGUUGGGGGAUAACAUACUCACCGAACUAGACAGUCCAACUCUGGUGUUCAAAGGGAAAUUAGACCAGUGGGAGAAUUCUCUAAAGGAUGACAGAACCUACAGGCUAAGAGGCAUAGUUUAUCUGACAGAUGGCACUACGGAAGAGAGCGAGAUCUCUUUCAGAACUAACUCAGCUCCUAAUCAUGUCGAUUUUCCUGGCUGUAAAGUGAAUCCGGAGAUGGGGCAUGCAGUGACCACGGAGUUUUUCAUUUCCUGUGAUGGGUGGUAUGAUGAUGACUUACCUCUCAGUUAUGAGUUUAGCUAUCACACAAACACUGGUUCUGUGGUUAUACAAAAAGGAUCAUCACCGAAUGCAACCACGAGACUACCUCUAGGGGAUCCACUACACAAUUAUGCGAUAGCAUUGGGGAUACAGAUUUUAGAUUCCCUUGGAGCGAGUACGCUGGAAAUCCACGUUGCCAUGGUUGAGGCAAUGCCCUCCGAGGAUGUUUCUGGAACCCUGAUGAAUAUGGCCAGUGGGGAAGAAAGCCCUUUAGGUAAUCUCCUCAAAUCAGGUGAUGUCGACAAAGCCGCCACAAUGGCGUAUGCUGUACUGUCCAUGGUAGACACAAGCGAGGGAAAGAUGGACAGCGAUCAAAAGAUAUCUUUAAAAGAUACCAUAAUCGGGCAGAUGUCCCAUGUUAAAGUUACCAGCCUUGAACAAGUCACACAGAUGGCAGCAGUGGUUGCCCUGGCAACGGAGCAAAAAGACGAAAUCUCAACUCAGUCGCAGGAGAACGCCGUAAACCUAUUAGAGAACACGGCCGACUUCGUUUCCUCUCAGCUAAGUUCUGGUACUGCGGAUCCUGAGGCCCUUCAAAACGUCGGCUUUAGUCUUCUAUAUGGCAUAUCCAACGUCAUGAGUGCUGCAUCCACGCGUGCUAAACAAGAGGAGGUAGAUGAAAACGAAGGUGACGAAAGUGUGGUGACUGAAGAGUCUAUCAAAGAAACAAACAAGGAGAAGAAGAAAGAUAACAAAGAAAAGAGCAAGAAAACGGCGGAAAAAACUCUCGAAUUGAUGGAUAAAGUCGGCUCAAGCCUGUUGGGCACUAAAACAGUUGGGGAGAAACCAAGCGUAUUUAAAAGCAAGUCCUUAAAAAUGAUGCUGGAUAGGCAGGUACCGUCAAAAAUUGGCGGCAAAAAACUCGACGACGGAGAAGGGGAGAGUGGUGUGGCAUUGCCUUCGGCUGCCACCUUGUUUGGAGACAGUGCUGAAAGUCUUCCUUCUGUCGACUCGCAGAUGCUUUCCUUUACGGACAAUCCUUAUACUUGGGAUGCAAGCUCUAACAACAUCAAGUCUUCGGUGAUUGAUUUCUCUUUGAAGGCUGCUGACGGAAGUGCAUUAGAAGUGUCUGGUCUACCGGAACCGGUAGAACUUUUCAUACCUCAGAAAAAGGACAAUGAAAACAAAGGCAAUGAAACAGCGACAGUAUAUUUUGCCAAACCAAGCGAUGGCUCCAACAACUUACGCUUUCAUCAAGUGGUGGUUCCAUUAGAAAGUUCUUCCAUGAUCGUCGAAGUGAAACCGGAAGAUGGAGUCUCCCUGGAGAUCUACGUCAGGCCCAAAAACAAACCAACAGUAACGGAGUACAGUUUUAGUGUGAUUCUCCCCAAAAUCGAGUUCUGCAACUCGACGGACACCACCUUAAACUGUAGCUCAGAAGCGUACAAGUUCAGCAUAAGCAGUGCACUGACUGAUCACGUAGGAUUACAUUAUGUGGGGAUCAGAUAUCCAAGACCAGAAAGCGACCCUACAUCGUCCUCAAAGGUUGAAGUUGAAAUGGUAGCGGAGCGUGUCAGAAGAGGAUGUGAGAGUCACGGCGGUAGGCAGAAACGGUCUUGCAUUGGUGUUAAGACUCCCCCAACCACCCCUCCCCCAAAACUUCAGAUACUGGUACCAAAGUAUAAUGCAAGUACAGACGUGAAUUAUACGAUGUCUGUGACGGCUACCUCAUGUUUGUACUGGUCUGAAACAAAGCAGACUUGGACAGGUGAUGGCUGUAAGGUGGGACCUAAGACGGUCGCCAGAAAUCUUCACUGUCUCUGUACCCAUCUAUCUGCUUUUGGUGGAGACUUCUUCGUUGCACCGAAUCCUAUCGAUUUCGACAAAGUCUGGGCCGAAUUUGGCAAUUUGGCGGAAAGUGGAAACUUUGUAGUACUGGCUACAGUUUGUUCCCUAUUUGGACUUUACUUCGUUGGACUUGUGUUCGCUAGAAAAUCGGAUAAAAAAGACGAAUUGAAGGUCGUGGCUAAUGUGUAUUUGACUGAUAAUACUGACGAUGGGUACCUCUAUGAAAUCUCCGUUCAGACCGGAAUGUGGAAAGGCUACGGGACUACUGCAAACAUUGGCUUGAUUAUCUAUGGAGAGCUUGACACCACUCCCCCCUUACCAUUGUCGGACCCGGGAAUGGAUAAAAUUUUCUUCGCCCGGGGGAGCAUCAACAACUUCACGCUGUCUGUGCCAGAAUCGCUUGGCAAUUUGGUGAAGAUUAAGAUUUGGCAUGACAAUAGCGGCAGGAGUCCUGCUUGGUUCUUCCAACAGGUGCAGAUCGUCGAUACACAAACCGGCGAAAAAUGGAAUUUUCUUGGUAAUCGCUGGUUGGCUGUAGAAAAAGGAAGCGGCCAGAUAGAACUAGAAGUUAAAGCUGCUGACAAAAAAGAACUUGCUGGAUUUAGAAAUUUAUUCUAUUCGAGGACUGCACGGAGCCUGGGUGACGGUCAUUUGUGGUUGUCGGUUUUUACCAGGCCUCCACAUAACACGUUCACUCGUUGCCAGCGUCUUACGUGUUGCUUGUCGAUUUUAUUCGCCACUCUUGUAACAAACGCUAUGUUUUAUCAAUUUGAUAAAGCACCAGGAGACACUUUUCAAGUUGGGCCACUGAAAUUAAGUUGGAUACAGAUCAAGAUCGGAAUUCAAAGCAGUAUCAUCGCCAUUCCAGUAAACGUAUUAGUUGUUACGAUCUUUAAAAACAUUAAACAUCCGCCUCCUGUGGAUGCUCGAGGAUCCAAUAAGAAAGUGCCCGGCUGCCUUCCUCAUUUUUUUGUGUAUGUAGGUUGGACUCUGUGCCUGCUCACCUCCUUAGCAGCAGGUGCUUUCACCGUAUUUUACAGCUUGAUGUGGGGUGCGGAAACAUCUAACAAAUGGCUCACAUCAAUAAUGAUUUCAUUCUUUCAAGAUGUUAUAGUCACGCAGCCAAUCAAAGUUGUCUUGAUUGCAUCUUUACUAUCGUUGAUUAUUAAAAAGCCUCCGGAGCAGGAAGAAGUAAUUGGCUCAUCUAUGUCAAGAAGCAGUGGAAAAGACAGCCAGGUAUCCGCACCUCACGGUGAAGCGCUCAGAAAAGCGCGUGAAUUCCAGAGCAAAGUGUUGGAAAUGUUCAGGACGAUCAUCGAAAUGGUGUUUUUCUUUUUAUUCAUUGCUCUCCUGAUGGUGGUGUGCUAUGGCAAUAGAAAACCUACCAGGUUCAUGUUGACUACAGAGUUGGAAAAACGUUUUAGUGGCUUUGAUAAGGUGCAUAACCCAGACACCUUCUGGACAUGGACAAGAGCGAUACUGGUCCCAGGACUGUACAAUGUGGCGUGGUACAAUGGAAAACCCUUUGAGUAUGAGGAGGGCUUCAUCAGCAGCAGAGAAGCCUUUAUGGUGGGGAUGCCGCGACUGAGACAGGCUCGCAUAAAGCCAGAUGUAAGAUGUGCAGUGGAGCUAAACCAACCAGAAUUGGCGCAUCGGUUCGGUCGUUGCCUGUCUGCGUACGUCGACAAGGUUGCAGACUCUACCUUUUUUAAUCAGCCGGGUUGGUUUCCGGUUGAGAACACCAGUGUAGCUCUCUCCAUGUUUGAGUUGUACGACAUGUGCCCCAGGCCCUGGCGUUAUCGUACGGCAGAGAAUUUAACCACUCUCUCUGUGCAGGGUCUUCAAUCCUCUUAUGGAGGUGGUGGUUUCGUCGCCGACCUCGGUUAUAAUGCCAAGUCUGCUCUCGAGGUGUUGGAUGGCUUGCAGAAAAAUAAUUGGAUUAACGAAUUAACAGCAGCAGUCUUCGUUGAAUUUACAAUUCAUGAACCAGCGACUGCUUUAUUUAGCGUUGUGAAAUACUUGUUUGAGCGUUUGCCAACGGGUGGUUACAAUACCGAGACAAGCAUCAAAACGUUGACGCUGUACGCUUCACCUGAUUCUGCUUUUGGGUCUUUUUAUCAGCUCUGUCAGCUGCUUCUGAUGUUGAUCAUUCUGUUUUUCUUCUUCGCUGAAAUCGGUAAAAUUUAUCGCCAAAAAUGCGGCUAUUUUAAGCUGUUCUGGAACUGGAUGGAACUACUUCAGAUCUUUGGUGCCGUCGCUGCUAUUGUUAUGUUCUUCUUUAAAGAAAUGUACACCAGUAGAUAUGUCAAACGCGUGCAAAAUAAUCCUUUUGAGACUUCGAGUACUGAUUACAUCGUACUAUGGUCAGAACUUGAAAUUUACUUGUUGGCUUUUGUUAUUUUUAUCGUGACAAUGAAGUUUUUAAGACUUAUUCGUUUCAAUCGUCAUAUCUGCCAAAUGAUUGCCACGAUACAGAGAUCUGUUAGUCAUUUGUUUUCGUUUUUUGUUGUGUUCGUUGCAAUCAUUCUCGCCUACACACAACUCGGAUUGCUUGUUUUUGGAAGCAACGUUCCCGCCUACUCCUCUUUCUUUCAAGCUAUGCGUGCUGUCUGCCAGAUGAUCCUUGGGGGCGAGUCUCACUUUCAUGAGCUUAAAGCGACCAGUAGGUUUGUUGGACCCCUUUUUGUGUUUUGUUACAUGCUGAGCAUGUCCAUGAUCAUGUUGAACAUGUUCCUUGCCAUACUCAACGACUCUUACGAAGAAGUCAAAGAUGUAGAAGGAGACAGUUUUGCUGACGCAGAGCUCGGUGAGUUUAUGAAAACUUAUUUCGAAACACGGGUCGGUCACUUUUGUGAUGAGUUAACUGCUUACUUCAAGAAGAUGAUGAGCUUUGCGCAAGCAAAGAGAAGACCUAAGAUUCAAGAUGUUGAGAGUUAUGUUAAAGUUCCAACUGAUUCAAUCGACGGACUCGACAAAGUUGAUGGCAUUGAAGUGGGCGAUGAGAUUGUUAAAUUAGCUAAAAUCGUUUCAAUGGAAGAUCUAAGUGACAGUGAAGAUGACAUCUCCGAGGCCCUGAAAGAUGUAAAGCAUAAUUUAUCUGAUAUCAAUGAAGAAAUAAGACGUUCGAUUUCCCUACUUGGAUCCGAUACAAACCUUAAGACUCUCAACAAAGAUCUCAAAUGCUCGUGCGAGGACAACAGUUAUCCAUACUUCGGCAACAUCUGGGAACGCCAGUACGAUCCUAAUGAUCGUUUCCGUAGAAGGAAAACUCCAUACACGGAGCCUUUGUUAGCCGAGAUUUCAAUGGAUCACCUCGAGGACCCACAUCUAAAGGGUGACGAUGGAUAUAAUAACAAUGAUAGAAACGGGUAUCCAUACUUCACGAACAUCUGGGAUAGACUUAUAGAUCCAAACGAUCGCUUCCGUAGGAGAAGAAGGCUGAGAACUCCUCAGCGAGAGUCUCUGUUCGACGAUCAUUUACAGGAACAGACAGAGGAAGUUGAUCUUGGAGUUGGUGAGGAAGGCGACAGGUUUGACUCAGUGAGGCUUGAGGAGCAUUCGACGCCUGAGGUAAUGUCGAACAGCACAACGAAUAGUAAUCUGUUAGAUGAUAUCCAAGAAAGUUUUGUGUGAAGGCCAUGAUCUCGGCAUAUACUUUAGGCUAAGGCGUUGACAGGCUAAGGUAGUGCUGAAAAAAACCAAAACUGUACCAGAAAGAGAGUAUGUGCAAAUGUGCAAUAAUCUUACUUUAGGUUAGUGGUCUUAGGACAUUUCUCCAAAAUGGCGGCCAGAAAUUAAAGUAAUUGAACAUCUGUGAUAAAAAAACACAGUGGUUUGAUAAAAUUUCAUCGAGUCAGCCAAUAUUUUAGCAGAGAAAAGUGAUUUGAAUUUAAUAUGUAGGUAAAUAUAUGCAGACAAAAGUUAGUUAACGUGUAAAUAAAUGAGAACAAACUCACUGGAGAACUGGUGGUAAAAUUGAUCUCUUUAGGAGGAAGAACGACUCGUGAAUGAAAACUUAAGACAACAUGUUUUAGGUUUUUAGUGGUUUUUGAUUGAGCGUAGAAAAACAAAAUCUCAGCGAUCUCAACGACCAAUUGACACAAAAGGAGAAAUCACAGGGAGCUAUUCUAAUGGCAAACGAGAGUCAACAAGUGUCUUGAUUGGCUUGAAUUUUUCUUUUGAUUGGUCCGUAGGUAAGGGUGACUUUUUUAAACCAAUCACAGUAGGUGGUGAAGCAAACCCAAUGCAUUCAAGGGUUGCUUUCUACACUCAAUUGAAAAUUGCUUUACGCAAUCUUAGUGUAUACCGUAGAUCGUGUCGACAUAUCUUUGGUGAACUAAUGUUCUGUUUCAGCCUAAAAAAGACUGAGGACUCAAAAUGUAUCUUGUAAAACUCAUAUACCCUCACUGGAUCUCCUUCCUCAGCAGCUAAGUUUGAAAUGAAAUAGCAUCUCCUAAGUAACAAUCUGUAACUAUAAUACAACCUACUCUAGGAAAUAGGUGUAUUAACUGUACAUAAGAAAAAAAACAGCAUAUAAAAACCUCUUAAGAGAACCUAUCGCUAGACUCUAGUGAAUUUUCAUGGAAUAGAUUGAUUUCUGGUUGAUCGCUCGAUAUUUUGAAAACUACAUAUAAUUCGUUUUUAUAAAAUCUUUUUGUUGUCCUUUGGGACCACUGAGAAAAGUUUACUUUUGUACUGUAAAAACGUUCUUGAAAAGAUAAUUUUCAACUUACCAUUCGUUGCAUAUUCAAUGAAGAGUACGGGGGAUAGAAUAUUGGGUUAUGCUUUCAUGAUCAACAAGACUCAAAUAAAUUGAGAAUUUUUUUGCA
Messenger RNA from Pocillopora damicornis (cauliflower coral), 8792 nucleotides. Its product is annotated as polycystin-1-like protein 2. The record is from RefSeq and is a predicted model, not a curated record. Gene Ontology annotation, cellular component: membrane. Gene Ontology annotation, molecular function: calcium ion binding; protein binding; calcium channel activity. NCBI's taxonomy places the organism in Eukaryota, Metazoa, Cnidaria, Anthozoa, Scleractinia, Pocilloporidae. Gene Ontology annotation, biological process: detection of mechanical stimulus.